This is a messenger RNA of Geosmithia morbida, 1368 nucleotides long. Its product is annotated as hexaprenyl-diphosphate synthase. The transcript has 2 exons. Gene Ontology annotation, molecular function: prenyltransferase activity. Lineage: Eukaryota; Fungi; Ascomycota; Sordariomycetes; Hypocreales; Bionectriaceae. Bases 1 to 1368 code for a protein of 455 amino acids. Gene Ontology annotation, biological process: isoprenoid biosynthetic process; ubiquinone biosynthetic process. The record is from RefSeq and is a predicted model, not a curated record. Gene Ontology annotation, cellular component: transferase complex.
AUGACCUCGGCCGGCGCAUCCAGGAUGGCGUCUCAGUGCCAGUGGUGCCGGCACCCCGUGCUCGCCGCGUCGAUAUCCAGCAGCCCCCGAGGACUGCGACGGGCCAUUCACUACAGUCACCGCCGCGACUCGGCCUGGGCGGCGGCCGUCCAGGUCGCCUCCAACAUGGUGGGCAACGCGGUCAAGACGGCGACAAAGGACCACGGUGGCAUGACCAUCGACCCGCUGCGCGCCGUGGCCAAGGAGAUGAAGUCUCUCACGGGCGACAUCCGCAAGCUCCUCGGAUCCGGCCACCCUUCCCUCGACCGCGUGGCCAAGUACUACACCCAGGCCGAGGGCAAGCACGUGCGGCCGCUGAUCGUCCUCCUGAUGAGCCGGGCGACACACCUCUGCCCUCGGGCCUCCGACUCCUCCUCCUUCUCUCAGCACCCCUCGAUGCGGACCAUUGACACGUCCAUCUCGCCCGCCAAGAUUCUCUCGGACGUCAACCCCGACGCCGUCGCCUCCUCGUCUCCAUUCGUCAUCCAGAAGCAGCAGGCGCAGGAGAUGGCCGAGGAGGGCCACCCCGACAUCCUACCCAGCCAGCGUCGUCUCGCCGAGGUAACAGAGCUGAUACACACGGCCUCGCUUCUGCACGACGACGUCAUCGACCACUCGGUUUCCCGUCGCGGCUCGCCCAGUGCCAACCUCGAAUUCGGCAAUAAGAUGGCCGUCCUAGCCGGCGACUUCCUCCUCGGUCGCGCCUCGGUCGCCCUUGCCCGCCUCCGCAACGCGGAGGUCGUCGAGCUGCUCGCCACCGUCAUCGCCAACCUCGUCGAGGGAGAAUUCAUGCAGCUGAAGAACACGGAGCGCGACGAGCGCAGCCCCAAGUGGUCAGAGGACACUCUCCGCUACUACCUCCAGAAGACGUAUCUGAAGACGGCCAGCCUCAUCUCCAAGUCUUGCCGAUCCGCCGCCCUCCUCGGCGGCUCCGACGCGGUCACCGUCGAGGCUGCCUACUCGUACGGUCGCAACCUGGGUCUCGCAUUCCAGCUUGUCGACGAUAUGCUCGAUUAUACCCGCUCGGAUGCCGAUCUCGGCAAGCCCGCCGGUGCUGACCUCGAGCUCGGUCUGGCUACCGCCCCUCUGCUGUUUGCUUGGAAGCAGGAGCCCGAGCUCGGCGCCCUUGUUGGACGCAAGUUUGAGCGUGAGGGUGAUGUAGAGAGGGCCCGUCAACUGGUCCUCCAGAGCGACGGAGUCGAGCAGACGCGCGCUCUAGCCCAAGAGUACUCGGAAAAGGCCAUGGCUGCCAUUGCCGAUUUCCCCCAAAGCGAAGCCAAGGACGGAUUGAUGGAGAUGGCGUACAAGACGAUCCAGCGACAGAAGUAA